Molecule: messenger RNA, 2181 nt
Organism: Candidozyma duobushaemuli
Lineage: Eukaryota; Fungi; Ascomycota; Pichiomycetes; Serinales; Metschnikowiaceae
Exons: 1
Coding region: 1-2181 (726 amino acids)
Source: RefSeq, a predicted model, not a curated record
AUGACUAGCCUAGCAGAAGAGGCCAAAUCUGGCUUUCUAGCCAAUAGCAACCGAGCGCUUGAGUCGCUGGUGCCGCUGACCCAGCUGAGUUCGUUUCUUACGGAUCCUUCCAGAUCAGCUGCACCAAGUAACCAAACAGAAGACGAAUCUGAGUUUGACGACUCCGACGAUGCUGCAAACGAGAGUGUUGUGAGGAAGUCGUUCUCAAAACUGUUUUCUCGAGGCUCCCCAAACAGACCAACACUGUCACCUUUUGUGUCACCACCUAAAGCUGAGGUGAGCUUUCAGAGUUCAACACGUUCCAGCCAGGAUAUGAAUAGUCAAGAUUUCCAGAACUCAUCAUUUAUGAACGACACAAAGGCCCAAUUUGACUUGGCCAUUGAUCUCGAUGACGGGAAGUUUACUCAAAACGCAAGAAAGCUCCUGCUGUGGCUUCUGACGAAUGGAGAGAGAAGCAUCAGCUCUAUCAGAAAAGCCCUGGCUUUCAACAGGUCUAAUUUGGGAACCGUGGCUGAUUCUUCCUCGACACAAAAGCAUGAAGACUUGGUGAAGCAGCUCACAGACUGCAAGAUUCAGUUGAAGCUCUACGACAAGUUUCUCCAAGACUUGAUCGACAAGAAGCAGAUUGAUGCCGAGGACAUCACUGAUUUCCACGAAACAUGGGAGGAGAGAGAGCUGACUGUGGCGAAACUUCGACAGGAAAACGAGGAGAUGUCGACCUUGGUGGAAGACUUGUACGCUAACCUAGAGGAAAGUCAGGUAAAAUGGCGUCAAGCAGACCAGAGGGCCGAUCAGUUGCACAAUUCUUUCGAGGACUUGAAGGACGAGAUAUCGAAGCUUCUUCUGGCUUCUGGUAUUCCAGAGAAGUUAGUCCAGCAUCAUGAUUCUGCAUCUUACAUAAACCUGGCGGUCCCCUUGCUUCGAUCCCUUAUAGACUCCGAGAGCUCACGUCAGGAAGUGGCAGAUCUUGAAGAGAAGAUAAAGGUUUACGAAACCGAAGCACGACUGACUGAAAAGCUUCUAGGCCAACAAACCGAGGAGAUCGCCUCAUGGAAGGCCAAAUACAGUGAUCUUGAGCUCAAGGUCGAGGAGCUUCAGGAAGCUGUGGAUGUCACACCCCACAAAUUUGGCAAAGAUGUCGAGGCCAGGUUCAACAAAUACGAGGCUAUGAUUGAUGAUCUCCAAAGGCAAAUCAACCAGCGUGAAGACUCCAGCAGACAAAGCUCCGUGGUGGAUAAUACCUACGCUAACUCGGAGAGUAGGAAGCUUGAUGAUCUUCGCCAGGAAUACGAUGACCUUUUCCGCUUGCAUGAAGAGUUGAAGAUGGAGCUUAAGCUGACGAAACAAAACAUGAGCUCAACCAUCACAUCUCUAACAACACAGCUCAAUAAUAGGAAGAAGGAACAGCUAGCGCUUCGAGAUCGGGUAUCUGAGCUAGAGGAUGUUAAGAUCAGCCUAAACACAGCUGUUGAGAAGCAACGGAAGCUUCAGUCAGAGAAGACCAGACUCUCUUACCAGGUUGAAGAACUCAAUCAGGUGAAGAGUAAGCUACAAGGCAACAUUGACAUUCUCACUGAGAAAUUGCAAGAUGCUCACCUUGACGAUGAGAUUGCGCAGCCCACCAUUGAUGAGGACGCCAAAGCCAGGUUCCACCAGCUUUAUCAGUUUGACAUAGAUCAGCUUAACAAACUUGCUGAUACAUUUGAUCGCUUGGUUGACGAUAGUUCUAUCAAUGAGCCCAUUGAGAAGAUUAGAACGAUUAAGGACUUCCUCACUAAAAGUGAUGCAUCGAUUCUCGACUAUUCUGACGAUGUGAUUUCGGAUCUACUUGAAUGUCAUAGGAUGUUGUUUCAGUACUUUGCUAAGGCAGCUGAUCUUUCUGUUGACGACCAUAUCACUCUUUUGCUCAAAAAAGAGCAGAGAGCGAAAGAAAACGAGCAGCACAUUGAUCAACUUAGCAAGAGAAUUGUGCAACUAGAAGAGCAAAAUGACAAGCUUUCAAGACAAAAUGAAAAAGGAGAUGGCAGUCCUGAAUACGACCUCAGGCUUGAGGAGCUCACAGCUAGGUGGAAAGCAGAACGUGAAGCCAGAGUCUACGAGAAUAAACUGGCAAAGAGGAGGUUUAAUGAGCUUGAGGAAGAAAUCAACCGUCUUAGAGAAGCUGUGGGCAAAAAUGCUUGA